CAAGACCAAAAAUUUCCAUCACAAAAAUAAAAAAGCUUUUUUAGAGUACUCCAUCUGUUUUUAUUACUACUUUCAAACACUCGCAAAAGUCAACGCCUCUCUCUUUCACUCUUUUUUCUCUCUUUCUCUCUCUCUCUAUCUCUCUACUUCACCCCCAGCCAGCCACCACAGCUCAAUCUUCUUCUUCUUCUUCUUUUCUUCUUUGCAGCUUCUCUUCCAAUUCUUCUUCCUUUCGUCUCCAUUCAAUGAUUCCUAAACAACCCCAUAUAAUCUUUUUGUAGAUUUUUUCUUCACAAUUAAACUUGGGUCACUUUUAUUUAUUUAAUUCUUUUUCUGAGUUUGAUUUUGGUUGGAAAAAAUGGGUAAUGGAUGCAGCACGUGCUUCAGCGGCGGCGGUGGUGGGCUCUACGAAGCUGGUCGGAGGAGGAAAGACUUAGCUGCCGUGGUUUCCGACCCUUUAGAUGAUCUGGGUCAUUCAUUCUGCUACGUCCGACCCGAUCCGACUCGGGCUUCUUCCUCCAAGGUCCAUUCCGACGAGGGUGCAACCGAGAACAAUCCCAAUACUAAUGCCACUUCCUCAACGACGACGUUUAAGUCCAUCUCCGGCGCCUCCGUGAGCGCCAACACCUCGACGCCGCUCUCCACGGCGUUCGUCGAUCUUUACAGUUACAACAGCAUCGACAGCAGGGCGUCCGCCGCCGCCGCUUUCGAGAGCUCCACCUCCUUUGCUUCAAUUCCGUUACAGCCAAUCCCGAGGAGUUCGGCCGGGUACUCCGGCCCCAUAUCCAGUUCCGGGCUCAUUCCGAGCUCCGGCCCGAUUGAACGUGGCUUUAUGUCCGGCCCGAUUGAGAGAGGGUUCCUUUCGGGUCCUCUUGAUCGGGGGAUCUUCUCCGGCCCUCUAGAGAAAGGUUCCUCUGAUCAGUUUCAGAGGAGCUUCUCCCAUGGUUUUGCGUUGCGGUCCAGAUCAAGAACAGGGUCGUUGAUUCGGGUCCUUCAGAGAGCUUUAUCCAAGACCAUAAUCAGAGGUCAGAAUUCGAUUGUUGCCCCGCUUAAAAGCGUUGUUUCUUUGAAAGAAAAUGAUUGGAUUAUGGGUGGCUCUGAGAAGCAAAAUGAGUUGACAAUUAGUAGUGUUAAUUUAAGUAGUGAAGGUAGCAGUAGCUUAUUAGAUGAUGAUGAUUCAUUAGAAAGUCAGAAUCUUCAAUGGGCUCAAGGUAAAGCUGGGGAGGACAGGGUCCACGUGGUUGUUUCUGAGGAGCACGGAUGGGUAUUUGUUGGGAUUUAUGAUGGAUUCAAUGGCCCUGAUGCCCCGGAUUAUUUGUUGUCCAAUUUGUAUUCAGCUGUUCAUAAGGAGCUUAAGGGAUUGUUAUGGGAUGAUUCAAAGCUUGAUUCUUUGAAUAACAGUUCCUCUGCUGCUGCAGCUGUUGAGAAUCCGAAUCCCGGAAAUAUGGAUGAUUUGAAUCAUGUUUCUAGAGACAGGACUAGUGAUGGCUGUUCAAGAAGUGUGGAGGAGGAUAGCUAUCCUGUUGGGAAUGGGUGGAUUAAUAAGAAGAACCGGAAAAGUUCUAGUAGGAGUAAGUACAGAGGAGUUGCGAAGAAACGGGAAGAGAAUCAGAGGAAAUGGAGGUGCGAAUUUGAUAGGGAAAGAUUGGAGCUUGAUCGGAGGUUGAAGGAGCAAUUCUUGAACAAGAACGGAUCAUCCAUUAAUCAUGGAGAUGUUCUUAAAGCACUUUCACAGGCACUUAAGAAGACUGAAGAGGCCUAUUUGGAUCUUGCUGAUAAGAUGGUCAUGGAAAACCCCGAGUUGGCGUUAAUGGGCUCCUGUCUCCUCGUGAUGCUUAUGAAAGGAGAAGAUGUUUACGUGAUGAAUGUUGGCGAUAGUCGGGCAGUUUUAGCUCAGAAGAAAGAGCCUGAUCUAUGGAGCCAGGAUUUAGAGAGGAUAAAUGAGGAAACUUUGUAUGAGCUUGAGUUAUCUGAUUGCGACAGAACAAAUACAUUGCCGAGCUUAAGUGCUUUUCAGCUUACCAUGGAUCAUAGCACUUCCAUAGAUGAGGAAGUUCAAAGAAUUAGAAAGGAGCACCCUGACGAUGCUUGCGCUAUAACAAAUGAUCGUGUUAAAGGUUCACUGAAGGUCACUAGAGCAUUUGGUGCUGGUUUCCUGAAACAGCCAAAGUGGAACGAUGCCCUUCUAGAGAUGUUCAGAAUAGAUUACGUUGGAACUUCCCCGUACAUCAAUUGUCUCCCAUCCCUUUACCACCACAAAUUAGGUCCGCGAGACAGGUUUUUGAUACUGUCCUCGGAUGGAUUGUAUCAGUACUUCACAAAUGAGGAGGCUGUUGCUGAAGUCGAAACUUUCAUCACAUGGUCCCCAGAAGGCGAUCCUGCCCAACAUCUUGUUGAGGAAUUGCUCUUCCGAGCUGCAAAGAAAGCUGGUAAACUAUUCCUCUUGACACAAAACAUCAUGCAUUUGUUAGCCUCUACAAAUAAUGUUCUCUGGCCGAGAGUGUUCUCAAUUUGUUUUGGGUUUUUUGUUUUAUUUGCAGGCAUGGACUUUCAUGAACUACUUGAAAUUCCACAAGGCGAUCGACGGCGCUACCAUGAUGAUGUUUCCAUCAUUGUUAUAUCUCUGGAGGGAAGGAUAUGGAGAUCCUGUGUAUAGUUUUUUUUUUUUUUUUUU
Oldenlandia corymbosa var. corymbosa is the source of this 2674-nucleotide messenger RNA. Lineage: Eukaryota; Viridiplantae; Streptophyta; Magnoliopsida; Gentianales; Rubiaceae. The record is from the annotation of a GenBank genome assembly.